This is a messenger RNA of Perkinsus marinus ATCC 50983, 138 nucleotides long. RefSeq lists its product as hypothetical. The annotation marks the transcript as partial. The transcript has a single exon. Lineage: Eukaryota; Perkinsozoa; Perkinsida; Perkinsidae. The record is from RefSeq and is a predicted model, not a curated record.
CCAUCUACUGAGUGGCUCCAUGCCGCUGGCUUCCAGGACUUCCAAGCCACUCCAGCGCAGUUCACGGAGUUGAGACGUCGUUACGAGAAGACUCAGAAGGAAGCCGAUGAAAUCCGCGACUCGGCAUUAAAUGCGUGA